This is a messenger RNA of Sparassis crispa, 1230 nucleotides long. RefSeq names its product Actin-related protein 2/3 complex subunit 1. The transcript has 6 exons. The coding region runs from base 1 to 1230 and encodes 409 amino acids. Gene Ontology annotation, molecular function: actin filament binding. Gene Ontology annotation, cellular component: actin cytoskeleton; Arp2/3 protein complex. Gene Ontology annotation, biological process: Arp2/3 complex-mediated actin nucleation. The record is from RefSeq and is a predicted model, not a curated record. NCBI's taxonomy places the organism in Eukaryota, Fungi, Basidiomycota, Agaricomycetes, Polyporales, Sparassidaceae.
AUGGCUCCUCCUGAAGUGUAUUCACUUGGGCAAACCGCAAUUACCUCGCACUCGUUCAACGCAGACCGAUCCCAGGUCGCUGUGAGUUUGAACUCCAAUGAUGUGCAGAUAUUCUCCCGCGAGAGGCAGGAUUGGAAGCCCACCGAGACACUUUCAGAGCACGACAAACUCAUCACCGGCAUCGACUGGGCCCCGAGGUCAAAUCGUAUCGUCACUUCUGCGCAAGACCGGAAUGCAUACGUCUGGCAGCAGAGUCCGGAUCCACAGACGGGCAAGAUGAUCUGGAAGCCGACGUUGGUGCUGCUCCGAAUUAACAGAGCUGCGACCUAUGUCAGAUGGAGCCCGAACGAGGACAAGUUCGCCGUUGCAAGCGGUGCUCGUGCGAUUGCCAUUUGUUCGUUUGACCCUGAGGGCGACUGGUGGGUGUCGAGACUGCUCAAGAAGCCCAUCAGGUCUACUGUCCUCUCCGUGGAUUGGCAUCCCAACAAUGUUCUCCUCGCUGCUGGGAGUGCGGACAUGAAGGCACGCGUCCUCUCAGCCUACAUAAAGGAUGUGGAUAAAAGACCUGCGCCCACCGUCUGGGGAGACAAACUGCCAUUCAACACUAUCUGCGGAGAGUACACCAGCCCAACAGGCGGUUGGGUUCACGAUGUUGCAUUCUCCUCCUCCGGAGAUGUUCUUGCCUUUACUAGUCACGAUAGCUCUGUCAGUAUCGUCUAUCCCGGGGGACCAGCAAUCUAUACCAUCAAGUUGACCGGCUUGCCACUGGUCACGCUGGCCUGGACGACUGAGAACUCACUUGUCGCUGCCGGGCACGACUGCCAGCCGCUGGUGUUCUCCGGCAGCAAUGGUGGAUGGGAGCUGGCCGGUACUCUUGACGAUCCGAACGCCAGUAAAUCGUCGGGUGGCGGACGAUCUGGCUUCGGCGGCGCGUCCCCUGUCGGGCGCCUUAAUAGUGCGGCCUUCAACACCUUCCGAAACGCCGACACGCGCGGUAUCUCGAACGUUCCUGGGUCUCCGACCGCGUCCUCAUCUACGGAGUCGGAGCUGUUCACCGUGCACCAAAAUACGAUUACCAGCGUGCGCCCGUACGACGGUAUCCCGGGAAACGUUACUAAGGUGAGCACCUCUGGUGUUGACGGAAAGCUAGUCGUAUGGGACGUGAAUGCGGUUUUGCCUAUUGGGGCGGGUGGAAUUACUGGUCGCCUGGGCGCAUUGCAGUUGAAGUAG